Molecule: messenger RNA, 6920 nt
Organism: Daphnia magna
Lineage: Eukaryota; Metazoa; Arthropoda; Branchiopoda; Diplostraca; Daphniidae
Product: transient receptor potential cation channel trpm
Exons: 11
Coding region: 886-6462 (1858 amino acids)
Biological process (GO): monoatomic cation transmembrane transport; protein tetramerization
Cellular component (GO): membrane
Molecular function (GO): monoatomic cation channel activity
Source: RefSeq, a predicted model, not a curated record
ACUUCGUCCUACGCUUGCUUCGUUUUUAAGAACUCUACCAAAGGGAAUUAUUACUCCCAUAUCACGUAGUUAUGCAUUAUUAUCCGUUCUUCUUUCACCUUCUAUUCCACCUUCUAUUCCACCUUCUCCUGCCCCUUGAAACGGAGGAUGGGAAAGAAAGGAUGCACCAUAAAAGUAGAGCGUUCAGACCCGACCGCAGCUCACAAGACUGUUGGCCAACGAUCGAGGUUGUUGUGCAUUUUUUUUCUCUGUUUACUCGAGUUCACGAUAGCCAGGAGCAACAGUUUGUUAGUGCUUUCGUCUUUAGACGUUUCUUAACUUUCAUGUUAACAAAUUUGACUCGAAUUGUUUUUCCCAGUGACCUAAAUCGUCGGCUUUCUCAUUUUCGUCUGGUGGCAGAGAAAGUCUGAACGUGUUGUUUUCGUUUUGUUGGUCAGUCCAAGUGGAUGAUCAGAGCAGGGAAAAAAAAGAGAAAAGAGAGCUAUAGAGUGAAAGAAUGCUGAUGGGCUUCCGCCACUACUGGACGACGUCUUUGCCAAAACAGGCGUCCACCACCGUCGCAACCACCCCAGAAAGACAACCCGUGCCAGGAUCCUGCUGCUGCUGCACUUUGAGCAGCAGGGAGAAGCCGCCAUAGAGAAGAGCCUGGAAAGGAAGAAGCGCAACGCACGCUACCGAUAGAUCGGCCAACUUUUUCUAUCCCGUACAUCCAACCUCAUCAUCAAUUUUGUUCAUUCGUUCCUGUUUGGUUUUUUAAAUCUACAUUUUAAACGCGUUUGUGCGGCGGCCCGCUCACGUUCUCAUCGGCAUUCAGGUCCGGGAAUUAAAAGCAAGCCCUCCAUAGUUCCAAGUUUUUUUUCUUCUAGUCAUUCCAGCCAGGUGGUUAUGGCAUCGACCAGCCCUUUGGCAACUCACUCACCAGAUGAUAAAAGAAUGCAUUCGUCGGGUGGUGUUGUUGGAGCCACGGUGCCUCCAACCUUGCUACGACCUGGUGAUCCCCGUUGGGUUGAACAGUCGUUUAGCAAACGGGAUUGUUGUCGUUUUGUUACCAGUACAAAAGAAACUUCACAAUGCGCCUGCGGUCAAACAUGGGCCUACCACAAAACGCACGGUGUCGAAAGUGUCGGCGAGCCAGGCGAAGUUUGGGCUCCGACCUUCCACACAGUCAGCAGUCCAACGGAUGCUUACGGCACCAUCGACUUUCUAGGUGGACCCCACCCUAACAAAGCGCAGUUUAUUCGGUUGGGGUUUGAUUCACGACCCGACCUUAUCCUUCAACUUUUGACUCGCGAAUGGGGACUCGAAUUGCCUAAACUUAUCAUUUCUGUUCAUGGCGGAAAAGCGAAUUUCGAACUCAACCCACGUCUCAAACGCGUGCUUCGCAAAGGACUCCUUCGGGCUGCCAAAACUACUGGUGCUUGGAUUUUGACAGGAGGUACUAGUACAGGAGUUACUCGUCACGUUGGCGAUGCCUUGAUAUCGGAACGAUCCCCUCGUCUCCGAGGGGGAAGGGUAGUCAGCAUCGGCAUCGCUCCUUGGGGUGUGGUGGAGAACCGUGUUUCGUUGAUCGGUCGCAAGAAGGAUGUCGCCUACCAAUCAAUCGACCAUCCUCGUUCUAAAUUUGCUGCCCUCAACAAUCGACACGCUUACUUCCUAUUGGCGGAUAACGGAACUGUCGGUCGAUACGGAGCGGAAAUUGCACUGCGGCGGAAGCUGGAAAAAUACAUUUCCAGUCAACGGCUGCUGGCUCGCACUAACUGCUCUAUUCCUGUAGUUUGUUUGGUCAUCGAAGGAGGCAUGCACACCAUUAGAACAGUUCUGGAAUACGUGACGGAUUCGCCGCCCGUUCCAGUCGUUGUAGUCGAAGGCUCAGGCCGUGCAGCUGAUUUAAUAGCUUUCGCGCACAAAUAUGCAUCGGAAACGGGCGAAUCAUCGACGGUAUUGGACGGAAUGCGGGAACAGCUACUGGCCGCCAUCCAGCGGACCUUUCAUAUUCACCAGUCUCAAGCGGAUAAGCUGCUGGCUGAACUUUUGCAAUGCGUCAAGAAGAAAAAUCUGAUAACCAUUUUUCGGCCAUCGGACAGCGCAGCCACUGCGGACAUCACGGGUGACGGCCACGAGCUGGAUCACGCUAUUUUGAGUGCCCUUUUCCGCGCCCGGCACUUGUCGGCAGCCGAGCAACUUUGCCUAGCGCUCGCAUGGAACCGAGUCGAUAUCGCCCGCUCCGAGAUCUUCGUUUACGGACAAGAAUGGACGGAAGGAGCUCUAGAGGAAGCCAUGAUGGAAGCCCUGGUGAAAAAUCGUGUUGACUUUGUUAAAUUACUUUUAGAGACGGGUGUGCAAAUGGCCAGAUUUUUAACCAUUGCCCGGCUAGAGGAGCUCUACAACUCUAAGCAAGGGCCUGCCAAUACGCUGAGGUAUAUUGUUCGCGACGUCCGGCCGUACAUGCCACGCAACUACUCCUACACUCUGAUCGACAUUGGUUUGGUCAUCAACAAGUUGAUGGGUGGUGCUUACCGGUCUUCCUACACCCGGCGAAAAUUUCGUCACAAUUACACGAUCUUGAUGAAGAAACCGACGCCGGUAGUCCAGAGUGCCUUAGCACGAGUUUACAGUAAUCACGUUCUGCGCAACGGGGGCAACAAUCAGAGCACACUCGACGAUAGCCAGUGCCAUGUAGAGACAUCUUUUAAUUUAUUUUCUCAACAGCCGUUCAACGAACUUCUCAUCUGGUCUGUCCUCACCAAACGCCAAGCCAUGGCCAAAUUGAUGUGGCACCAUGGUGAGGAGGCCCUUGCUAAAGCGCUGGUGGCCAGCAAACUGUAUCGAGCCAUGGCCAGCGAAGCGGCUGACGACGAUUUGGAAGUCGAAAUCUACGAUGAAUUACGCAGUUACGCAGCCGAAUUCGAUCGCGAGGCAUUGGAAUUGCUAGACUAUUGCUACCGUCAAGACGAUGAUCUCGCCCAGCAAUUAUUGACCUGCGAAUUGUCCAAUUGGUCUCGUCAAACUUGCCUCAGGUUGGCCUUUGCAUGUCAUCAUCGUGAACUGUUGGCCCAUCCUUGUGCUCAGCUCAUCCUGGGCGACUUGUGGCUCGGUGGAUUGCGCACACGACGCUCAACCAACCUGAAAAUUGUGCUGGCCAUUAUUUGCCCGCCACUGAUUCUCCGUUUGGAAUUCAAAUCUAAAGAGGAGCUCCAGUUGAUGCCUCAAACUGAAGAAGAGCACAUGAUCGACCUGAAGGACGAAGGGCGCGACAACAAUACGAGCAGCGAUCAUUCCUCUUCCAAUUCGUCGUCGGCUUCUUCGUCUCCGUCCAGCUCGCCGAGAUCCGAACGCAGUGCCAGCAUGAGGCGCGUCAGUUUGGCCGACGGAGUUGAAAUGAACGCUGGUGGUGGCAGUAGUCAUCAUCGCCAGCGUCACCAUUCCGGCUCUUCUACUCCUGGAGCCACCAGUAACGUGCCAAUAGUCGAGAAAGAUGAGCUUAAUCAAGAGAACAACACCAGCAAAGAACAGAUAGUUUUUGAGGCUGUCGAUCCAGGUGUCAUUUACGAACGGCGCCGUAUGCGUCAGUUGCGCAUCAAAAGGAAAUUCUACGAGUUUUACGCAGCGCCCAUCACGAAAUUCUGGUCCUGGUCCAUGGCUUAUUUCAUUUUCCUCAUCAUUUACACGUACACGGUGCUGAUUCGGACGCCACCGACGCCCGAGUGGAACGAAUGUUACGUUAUCCUGCACAUGGCCAGCUUUGGCGGGGAGAAGGUGCGUGAAAUUCUGGCCAGCGAGCCGGUGAAGCUCAGCCACAAGAUAUCCGUUUGGGCUUCGAGCGUGUGGAAUUGUUGCGACGCCUUCUUUGUCAUCGAAUUUUUUAUCGCCAUGAUAUUUCGUCUCCAGAAAGACACACUGGAAAUCGGCCAUGUCCUCUACUGUCUCAACAUCGUCUUUUGGUACAUCCGAAUUUUGAGAAUUCUUCAAGUUUCUAAAUUUCUUGGACCGUUCGUGACGAUGAUUGGCCGCAUGUUGGAGAAGAUGAUCUAUUACAUCACGUUGAUGCUCGUGGUGCUCAUGUCUUACGGUGUUUUCCGCCAGUCGGUUCUCUUCCCACACGAAGAGUUUUCGUGGUUCCUGGUGCGUGACAUCUUUUUCAAACCGUAUUUCAUGAUUUACGGAGAAUUGUUUGCCGGAGAUAUCGAUCCUCCAUGCGGCAACGGAACCAAACCGGAUGGAUCUUUUGAUCCUGACAUGCCCCCUUGCGAAACCGGUCGCUGGCUCAAUCCACUCCUAAUGACAUGCUAUUUGCUGGUGGCCAAUAUUUUACUACUCAAUUUGCUCAUCGCCGUCUUCAACUCCAUUUUCCUGAGGACAAACGUCUUCUCACACCAAAUAUGGAAAUUCAAUCGUUUUAAUGUCGUCAUGGAGUACGAACAGAAGCCGGCCUUACCGCCACCCCUCAUCAUCUUCUCGCAUCUUUAUCUCAUUUUCAAAUGGUGUCGAAGAUGCUCUAAAGGAAUGAAAGAGUCGUAUGACUACGGACUAAAACUCUUUUUGGACAAGGACGAUCUUGAACGAUUGUACGAUUUUGAAGAAGAAUCGAUGGAAGGGCUGGUCCGCGAGAGAGAGGCCAAACAACAUCAGAGCACAGAUGAACGGGUCCGGUUGAUUGGAGAAAGAUUGGACGGUAUGGGGUCCAAAAUUGAAGAUUCCUACCAAAAAUCUGCCCAGCAUGGCGACAGCCUUCAAUCGCUUGACUUUCGCCUGAUAAGGCUCGAAGAAGUUUUGGAACAAACGAACGCUUCCCUGGCCGUAAUCCAUCGUUUCAUGUCGUUUCAAAGGAGCAUUCGAUCAACGGAUGGAGACCGCCAGCAAAUCUCUCCGACCAAAAACAGGCGCUCGUUCAAAUCGUCUCCAAACGUUGCCUUGCCUGCACCACCUUCUCAGCCGUUGACUGUCGAAGACUUCCGUCGGCAUCUAACAACAGUCGAUCCAUCAGUCGAUCGAAGCCGCAUGGGUGGUAGAAGAUCUAGCUGUGCGGCGUUCGAUCCGGAUGAUGAUGGCCAAACGAGUGUCAUGGCGAACCCCCCUCCUAUACAGAUACAUCAAGUGGUUGAACCACAAGAUUUAGCCAUGCUUCGAUCGCUAGGCAACACUGGAGGUAGCCAUCUACGACGACGAACGGUCAGCGAGACCUCCAAAGAUGGCGUUAGUAUUCUCCAAUCGAUGGAAUUCGACGCUGCUGCACGAGAAGGAUCUACUUUGUUUGAACCGCCGUUGGGCCGACAUUUAGUUCUUGGCCGUACGUCCAGCUCACCUUGGCCAGAUGUCCCACCGUCACCCAAGAGAGUUGACCGGAUAAAAGAGGAAGACGAUGAGCUGGGCACCACCACGUUAGCCAUAGCUUCGUACGAUUCGAGCGAGCGUUCCAUAAGUCAGAUGCUUAGUACGCCCGUCGAUGAUGGCGAUGAGGAACUGACGGAAGUCUUUGAACAGCAUGACAAUGACCUUCUAGAUGACACGAUGGUAGAUACCUGCAGCAAUGUCCUUUUAUUAGGACCGAGCACUAGCAGCUCGCCGCCGCAGUACCACCGAUCGUAUAGCGUUGGGGCAGGUGUAGUCAACCAGUCAGGUGGCGGUGCCGGCGUAGGUGGAGAAGGGCCGGGUAUGAAGCGCUCUCGCAAUUGGUCAGGCACCGAAGUUGGAUUCAGUCCGCGGGGUAGUCGCCGUCAGAAGCAUAGAAGUCCUCCACCGAUUGAAGACGACAAGAAAAUGUGUUCAGAUCAAACCAAUCAACCAGUACGACGGACGCGUUUGCAAUCAAUGCAUUCGUACUCACCACCAGGUACAGCCAUAACGGCAAUGGUAGAGCAACAACAACCGCCGCCGAAGAUCAACAUCAUUCCGGCUGGACAGGGUAUUCCGCGUAGUAAGUCAAAUGGGGCUGCACCUUCUAGGCUAUCCGCGAACAAACAUCCACCUGCUGCUGCUAAAGUGGAAGCCGAAGCCGAGCAUCUGCGUGAAAUUGAAGGACAAGAUUAUCAAAUGAUGGAAGGCAUUAUUCGUCGUCGACUUCAUCGCGAUUCAGAAGACCUGGACAAUUCAUUAGAGGAUUUGUGUAAUGUACCGAUUCCACUGGAAGAGGCUCUGGACAGCUUCGAUGAAUCUCCGGAAAUUGAACGAGAGGCCAUCAAUUUCAUAGUGGGAGAAUCGCUUGUGGAACAUUCAGGACAGGAGGACAAACAACAACAAGCGAAGCAGCCCAUUUUAAAGGUCAAAUCGAGUAGCGAACCACCACCCGAUGGUCACAAGUCAAAGACACUAUCUCGUCCCGUCGUAAAGAUAGGGACCAACAAUUCAUCCCCAGAAGACCAGGAAGUGAUUAAUUUGACCCGUUCCGCCAACCUUCUCGCCAUGCCAUGCAGUCAAUUGAGGCCGGAGGAAGAUGUAACUAUUAUCGUCGAAGACGAAUGUUGAAGAAAAACAACGAGGACAGACGCAGCCAAAUAAAAAUUUCUAUUUACUAAAUGAGGCGUGCGUGCUUCGGAAGUUACCGGACUUGGUGUUUUUAAAAGUCUCUUAGCUUAAAUGUUUCCGUGUGUGCCAACUCCCAUUUGCGUGUACGCCACUCAUUCUUAUUAUUUUUUAGCAAAAUUUUGUUAAGUUGUUUGGUCAGUGUCGUUCGCAGUCCACAGUGUAAUAUUUUGAACCUUUUACCAAACCAAUGUUAGAUCUUGAACCAAUUUGAUGAAAUCCCCUCCCCUCCUCUGAAACAUGGUGUUUAGAUCAUUUUCUUUUAAUUCAUUAGAAGUACCUUACGUUAGGACGGUUUUGUUAAAAAAAAAAGCAAAAAACAAAACAGUAUUUUGGCUGUAGUUCCCGGUGCGCGCGCAAAUAAACUGAUUUUGCUGGUUUGACAUACACCAGUUAGUAGA